Messenger RNA from Notodromas monacha, 795 nucleotides. The record is from the annotation of a GenBank genome assembly. Lineage: Eukaryota; Metazoa; Arthropoda; Ostracoda; Podocopida; Cyprididae.
AUGAAAAAUGGUGGAAUUACCUUGGAAGACCUGGAGGCAACCCUCGGAAUUAAUGCCACGUUGAUUUCAAGAAUUCUGAAGGAAAAGCUGGGCUACAGCAAAAAAAAAUCUACAGGAAGGUCGCAUCAUCUUUUGAGUAGAGAGCAAAACUCUGCCACGCCGCCUUCAGCACAGCUGCCACAUUGGCCGCUAUAUACGUUGGCGGCUGUUGAUGAAACAGCCGCCAUCACAGUCGGGAGAAUUUUGCAGAACAUUCAAAAAAAUCGGGCUCCCGCCGAGAAGAAGACGGCCAAGGUCGAAAGUGCGGAAAUCAUGAGCGAGUUCCUUUUGCUGCUGGUGCUUUGCGGGGUCCUGAUCGUUGCAAUCUGGUGCAUCAGCUGCAUCAUCGGCCACUUGAAGGCGGUUCAAGACAGACGGACUCUGCUUGCUCGCAAUCCUCGAGACAUUGAAGCAUCCAUCCCUAUGGGCCCUCAUAUAAGGAAUUUGAGUCAACGCAUUCAUUCCUGCCACGACGAACGACAACGGUGGGAGACUUUGAGCGCCUUUGCAGCGGCGGCGGGCUGUUCAGAGCGUGAGUUGCUCACCUACAUUCUAGAGUCGGCGGCGGCGCGGAAUUCCACGCAAACUGGCGCCGGCGGCGGCGGCGGCCCUAACCUCGCCGACCCGCACCCGGCGGCAGCAACGCCAUCGAGUCAUCCCACGCGACGCUGGGGGGACGCCACCGAGAUUUGUCAGUCCCUGUUGUCUAACCUGAGGCUCAUCAUGCCCGCCGCCGUGCAGGAUAUUUGCAUGUGA